Messenger RNA from Aplysia californica (California sea hare), 29166 nucleotides. RefSeq lists its product as uncharacterized. Gene Ontology annotation, biological process: homophilic cell-cell adhesion. Gene Ontology annotation, cellular component: plasma membrane. The record is from RefSeq and is a predicted model, not a curated record. Gene Ontology annotation, molecular function: calcium ion binding. NCBI's taxonomy places the organism in Eukaryota, Metazoa, Mollusca, Gastropoda, Aplysiida, Aplysiidae.
ACGAAGCACACCAAAGGUGUGGUAGCAAGGAAGCCGGUUGGAGAGGAUAAUCAAGCACCUUUCGUUAGUGUUGCAGAGAUCUUUUUUUUUCGAAACGUUUUGAGAAAGCAGCAGUAGUUUUUAGCAUUAUCCCUCUAGCAUAUCUUGCUACAGCUCCACUGACACACUGGAUAUCGCCUUCGACGAAAACGAUGGUUCAGGCCCAUCUUCGCAACCGUCAAAAAUAGUGCUGCAAAACAACAGACAAGCAUUUGCCUAUUCUGUUCUGUUUGACCCUAAAGAUCUUGACCAGGGUUACCCUUUCGACCAAUACUUUCGGGGUGAAUACGAUGCUUUCAAAACCCCCCCUGGGUACUAUGUCACAAUGACAGGAAAGCUGGACCGAGAUGGUGCCACUGUGAAUACAGAUGAUGAUCUGAACAUCCUGCAGUACCAGCUGAAGUGCGAGUCAGGUCCGGGCGUUGCAUACUUCAAGAUUCUGAAGAUUCGAAUCAUUGAUGUGAAUGACAACACACCGCAGUUUGUUCAAGCUCCAUAUGCAGUGACAGUCAAUGAGCUGACCCCUGUGGGCUUAACGAUCUACCGUUUGAUUACGGCCACUGACCUGGAUGAAUCCAACAACAAAGUGGUUUCCUUCAGCUUGUCAGAUGAUCUGAACUCUCUGUUUCCGGAUGGGACAUCAAAGUUUGCCUUGCCUUCUCCGCAAGAAGGUCUGGUCGCUGUGGCUGGGGCCCUUGACUUUGAGAGCAUGUACAGACUGGCCGGGGGUGAUGCUUCCAAGACUUUCUACAAUAUGAUCGUCACUGUCAGCGACAACCCCACCACAGGAGCCCCUCGCACCAACACCACAACCCUGAAAGUGACAAUUGUCGAUGGCGAUGACUUGGGCCCAGAGUUUGUCUAUGACUCGUGCAUCCCCAGCUCUGCUCCGCUUGGCAAGCUGUGUAUCCGUGCCACAUACCUUGCUUCUAUCUUCUCAGGGAAUUCUGUGGGAGGUGAACUGACUUUCACAGCUCAGCCAAAUCGGACAAACAAUGCCCAGGUGGAGAUUGUGAUGCAGGAUCGAGACACUCUCAACUCUUCCAUUGUUUGCGUUAUCAGAGAAACAUUACCGAAAGGUUAUGAAAAUUUCUUCACGGCGAAUACUGAGCAGAUUGGGAGUACCAAGCAGUACAGAUGUCGAGUCUUCCAGAGUUCCAACCGGCCUCUUGACCGUUCUGUAGUGCCUUCCCUGAAUAUGGUGGUUGAAGCAAAGGAAGUCAGUGAUAAUCAACGAGUGGAUUACGCCACCAUUAUUCUGAGUGUGGACCCUGUGAACAUCAACCCCCCAGUUAUCACAGCCAACAGCAAUGUGGGUUACAUCUACGAGAACUCGCCGCUGUUCUCUCAAGUCUCUGCCAAUCCUGGAUUUACCUCUCUGCUGAAGCUGACCUUCUCCGACGCUGACGUGUCUGUGUCGGAUGUGUUUUUAUUUGACAUUUCCAUUGACCCGCCAUCUGUACCCUUCUCUGUCAGCGAUGAUGGCUAUGUUGCUGUUUCAAUCGAUAACGUUUUGGAUUUCGAGAAUCGACAAUUUUAUGAGUUUACCGUGACCAUCAGAGAUAGAACUCCUCAGAGAUUUUCUGCCACUCAGAACCUGAGAGUGAAUGUUGUGGAUGUGAACGACGUCAGGCCGACAUUUUUAACACCUCAGAAUUAUGUGACAGAUGUUCCCGAAGGCGACUACACUAACCCCAUAAACUACCGCACUCUGCUACAGGUUCAGGCUAGUGACGCAGACUCUCUGCCGGUGAGAUACAGCCUAGUGGAUAUUGAACCGAACGCACCUUCUACUUUUGAUGUCUCCCAAUUAGACGGGACUGUCACCUUGCAAGGAUCAGUGACCGCUGGUCAAGUUUAUUACCUGUAUGUGAGAGCCUCUGACAGCGGAAAUCCUGCAUUGACAGCUGACACUGUGGUGGUGGUGAAUGUGGUUCCUAAGCUCAACCAGGCUCCCAGGUUCUCCGCAGACUCGUACUUGAUCUACGUCAGCGAAGGUGUUCCUGUUGAUUCGGAUCUCUUCCUGUUUCAACGUGUCACUACUGACCCGGAUGAUGACAUCAGCGCUUUGACUUUCUCCCUUACCGGACAGGCCCCUAACCCCUCACCUGGGAAUCCCACCUAUUUCAGGAUUGACGGGACUAAUUUGCUAAACCAGAGGCUCUUUGAUCGUGAAACGAUCCCAGAAUACAACUUGACAGUAACGGUGAACGAUGCCAACAGUAAUACGGACUCUGCCCUUAUCACAGUAAGAAUCACAGACAUCAACGACAAUAGUCCGACGUUUUCUCAGGCGUCCUUCUCCUUCUCUCUACCAGAGAACGAGCCUGUGGGUACUUCUGUUGGAUCGCGACUCGAUACUUUCGUUUCCGACCAAGAUGCAGGCCCGAAUGCAGCCAUUGCUUUUUCCAUUGUGCCAACCCAAGAUUUCAGUUCAUUCAGCAUUGAUCGCCUCACUGGACAGAUCAGGACAGCGAGCAUUUUUGACUAUGAGGCUAAAAACGUGUACCAGAUUGUGGUGAUGGCGUCAGAUUCAGGGCUCAGCCCUCGUGAGUCCGUGGUACCCGUUACCAUAAGGAUCACUGAUGUCCAGGAUUCUGUGCCUUUGUUCGAAGAUGUGAACUACGAAGUGAAUGUCUUGGAGAAUGACCCCAUCGCACAAGUAAUCUCCCUGACGGCCACUGAUGCUGACCUGACUGAUUCAUUCAACUUUGUACUGGUUGACAUACCGGGGCGAACAGAUGCCUCUGCGUUUGCUGUCGAUACAGUUGGCAGUGUAGCCAAUGUGAGAGUUGUUGGCGCUCUAGAUUACGAAACCAGACAAAGCUACCAGUUCAUCGUCACUUCUCAGGAUGCGAUCAGUUCAUCUGACAAGUUUGCCUCUGCAACAGUGACUGUCAAUGUGAUUGACGUGAACGACAACGCCCCGGUGCUGGGGUCCUAUACCAACAAUGUGAACAUCUUGGAAACGGAGCCCAUCGGGACACUGCUCUCUACCAUUCAGGCCACAGACGGUGAUAGAUCGGGACCUAGCAGCGAAGUGCGGUAUCGCCUCAGCAACGUAUCUCCCCCUCCUUCAUCCAACAUAUUUUUUGUGGGAGAGGUGUCUGGUCAGCUGGUUGUCAGCAGUUCCCUGACUGCCGAGAGAACCAGCGACUUGUACUCGGUUGAGGUGCUUGCCUAUGACCUGGGUAUCCCGAGUCUGUCCACCACGGCAACUGUACAAGUGAAUGUGUUGAGGAAUUUGCCUCCUGAGUUUGGUAGCCCGGGUGUGGAUACCUUUGGGGCCAAUGUUGUUGAUGAAAAUCUACUGCCGAGUUCCAAUCAGAUCAUCGCUACUGUCACUGCUAUUGAUCCCAACGAGAAUACGCAGCCUGAGUUUGCAGGAGUAACGUACAGUCUACUUGGCGAUGGCAAUGCACGGUCUUUCUUCACAGUGGACGCCAAUACUGGUGAGAUUCGACUCCGGAGUGGCCUUGGUGCUGAGACCACUGAAGCGUACAGGCUUCGAAUCGUUGCGACAGAUAGUAAGGGAUUGUCAGACACCAUUUUGGUUUCUGUUCCUGUGAAACGCAACCUGUUCACUCCAAGCGUGUUUCCUGUGACCUACUCCCAAACCAUCCCAGAGACCUACCCACUUGGACAAACCUUUGAGAGGAUCCGGGCUUCAGACUCGGAUACAAAUUCUCCAUGGAAGGACCUGCAGUAUGUGAUCACUGGUGAUACCAAUGCCCAAACCUACGCCCAGAUUGACUCCAAUGGUGAUGUCAGUCUUAGGCGGACCUUGGUUGGAACUGGAAUAGAUACCUUUACGGUGACUGUUCGCGUCUCUGACGGGGGCACGAGAGACAACCCUUCAAAGACGGCUACUGACCUUGCAACACUGACGGUCAAUGUGAUUCGCAACACCGCGGGGCCUGUGUUUGUUCAGGAGACAAUCACCACCAGCGUGGCCGAGACCGAAGCGAUCGGUGCAGGUGUGAUCUCCGUCAAUGCUCAGGAUUCCGGCUCAGCGUUCAAUACGACAUCGUACAGGAUCACUGGAAGCCCCGAUGCCCAGCAGUAUUUUGCUUUGCAAGGCAACCGUAUCGUUGUGAGAGAUGAUCUGAAAAAGGCUACAAAGGAUAGAUAUGUUGUAACGGUAGAGGCUUAUGAUGACGGGACGCCGCCAAAGACAGCUUUGGCCUUCGUGUUCAUUGACAUCACCCGCUCGAAGACGAUCCCUACCUGGUUACCUGGCCAACAGACCAGUGUCACGGUCAAGGAGGAUAUCAAUAUCGGGGUCCCAUUCACCCAGCUCAGCGCAGAGGUGCAAUUUGAAGCCACACACAAGGAUGAUCCUAACCUGAAGACUGGCCCCUUCACGCUGCAAAUUAUACCAACAAGAAAUCGCUUUGCCCCACAGUUUCUUGGAACUCCUUACAAUUUUUUUGUCGAUGCUCCUCUGUCUGACAACCAGCUUAUGGGAGCAGUCAGGGCUGCCGAUCAAGACCCGGUCUUCAACGUGCUGACCUUUGACAGGCUAGAAUACGGAACUGAGCCGGUCCUCUUCUCUGCCACGGAGACAGCUGCAAAUAGUGGCGUUGUGCAAGUAACAGUCCCCAACGCUGCAGUUAUCAAUGGAGAUAGUGGUACUACCCAAUACAGAUUUUAUGUCCGCGUGAGAGACGAUGGAACUCCACGGUUGUCAGAUGUUGCUCUCGUGACUGUCACUGUCAAUAGAAACCAGCAAGGACCAAACUUCUUGGUCGAGGACAAGACUGUCACGAUCAACGAGAACCAGCGAGUCGGUGAUGUGGUGGAAACAUGUCCGGCCCAGGACAGUGACGGAGUCCAGUACUCUCUCACUCUGAACAGCCCUCUUGGUGGCAGCAUCACGGACUUCUUCCGCAUGUCAGAUGCAGGAGGCAUUAUCUUACAGCGCGACUUGAAGCUGGACACACAGAACCGCUACGUGCUGGUCAUCUCGGCCAGAGACAGAGCGACCCCAUCGCUGCAAGGCAGCAACUCUUGCACAGUGACCAUCAACGUCAACCGCAAUCUGAACACGCCCCAGUUUAUCCGGGAGCCCUACGACAGCACGGUUCUGCGGACCGCUUCAGCCGGCGACCUGGUGGUGCAAGUCACAGCGACAGACGGCGACUCUGUGGGAGCUGCAGGGCAAGUCGUCUAUGAGAUUGUUGGAACUGGAAGUGCUCCAAAUUAUUUCCAAAUUGACCGCGGCACUGGUGAAAUCCGACUGAAGACAUCUCUGCUCAGGGACACUGCUACAAGUUACAUUCUCUUCGUUACCGCCCGAGACAAUGGAGACGUUCCUAACCUCUCGGUCAACACAGCGACCGUCACUGUCAGCGUUUAUAGGAACACCUUCACUCCAUUCUUCCUCAAUGAGCCGACUUACAGUAAAACUAUUGAAGAGACUUUCCCCGUAGGCAACUCGGUGACACAAGUGACUGCCCGGGAUAAUGACGAAGUUAACACAUUUGAAACUGUCCGUUACGAAAUCAUCGGCGACGGUCCCAGCCCAGGUUAUUUUGACAUCAACAACUUUGGCCUCGUCACUCUCAGGAGUAGUGUGCAGAAUGUGGAUGAUAAUGUCCUUUAUGUGCGGGUGCGAGCAUACGAUAAUGGAGAGCCACCACUUGCCAACGUGACAACGUUUGUCAUCUCUUUGAACAAGAAUCUGAGAAUUCCAGCCUGGGUUGUGCCUGCCGAGGGCUCCAACCUGCGAUUCGUCAACACUAUCUUCGAAGAUCAAGCUCUUUUUACCACCAUUGAUAAACUGGAUGCCAGCGAUGCGGAUACUCAGCCUCCCUACAAUCAGUGGGAGAUAUAUUACAACCCGUCGAACCAGCCAGACCUGGAAUAUUUCCGCGUCAGCUCAAAUGGUGAAAUUUCCCUCAUCAAAUCCAUUUCUGGAUUAAGUCGCAACACAUUUUCGUUCACCCUGGGGCUAAGAGACUUGGGCAGCCCUCAGAAUGUCAAUCCUCGCACAGCGACAGUGGUCUACACCGUGACCCAGAAUGCCAACCCGCCCAGGUUUGACAACUGUCCCUUUCUGCCAGUGCCUCUGCCAGAGAACACCCCGACCAACACAGAGCUUAUUGUGCUCCAAGUCUCGGACAUUGAUGGAAAUAAAUUUGGAGCUAUCAAACUGGAAAUUAUUGGUGAUGAUAAUGCCAAUCUGUUUUUUGGAUUUGACCCAACAAAUGAGAGGAGACUCAUUGUCACUGGGAAUUUGGCAGCAAACAGUCAGGAAUCCUAUCAGCUCCGUGUGAAAGCAUCCGACUCGGGCAGCCCCCCAAGAACCUCGGAGUGCGUGAUCAAGGUUAGCGUCAACCACAACUUGGUGGCCCCAGCUUUCCCGGCACCCAAGCAGUACAGCACCACGAUCCUGGAAACUACUCCUCCGGCCAAAACUGUAUUCAGCAACAUAGUGGCUACAGACGGGGAUAAUUAUUCACCUUACAGAGAUGUGAGAUACGAGUUUGGCAGUUCGUCCAAUAAUGCUAGCGCGUACUUUGUGGUGCUCUCCAAUGGCCAGGUCAACGUCCUCCAAGAUCUCCAGGCUGACGGAUCCAACCGAACACUAUACACCUUCACCAUUGUGGCCAGGGAUGGAGGCGGUCUGACCGACACUGCUACAGCCACCGUGACGGUGGUGCGCAACUCUCCCCCGAGAAUCACCAACACUCCCGUUGAUGAACUGAUCCGCCACAACUUCACCGUCGGCACUCUGGUCUAUAAUGUGUUGGCUGUUGACACAGACACCGUGGAGGAGUUUAGCAAGCUGCGGUUCUCAAUUGUAGGCGACUCCAAUGUGUUCAACUACUUUUCCCUGGGAGCGGAUGGACAGAUCUUGCUCACACGAUCUCUAGUGGGAACAACGGCACCAGAACAAUUCAACGUGAUCGUUCGAGUCUGUGAUGGACCAGGCCUUUGUGACCAGGGGACGGUCACCAUUCUCAUUGACCGUAACUUGAACAGACCUGUUUUCGACCGCCCUUUGUAUGAGACCACCAUUGGUGAAGACACCCCGGUCCUGAAGAGUAUCUUGCGUGUAACAGCCGGCGAUGCAGACCUCAGCAACCCUUACAACACGUUCACAUUCCGGAUGCAAGCUCCCAAUGAGUAUUUCACCAUUGAGAAUGAUUUGAGUGGGAUAGCCAAUGAAGGCAUCAUUCGAGUGAGGACUCCUUUGUACAUGGGUUCAACACCGACUAUGGCAGAUUCCGAAUUCAACAUCAUUGCUGAAGACGGUGGCAGCUUAUCCAGUAUUCCCAUCCCUGUGAAGAUCAACAUUGUCCGCAAUACGGACCCCUUCUUCAAUGCCAACUCCUGCAAUGGCAGCAUCAGGGCCGACACCCUCAGUGGGCGGCUUGUGUCAUCUGUGUCAGCUACAGACAAUGACACAAAUUUGGUGCCCAGCUUCAGCUCUAUUAGAUAUCGCAUUGCUAUCCGUGUGGAGGCCAGAGAUGGAUUCGAUGGUGUUGCUUACAAGUUUUGCUUCAUCACAGUCACGAGAAACUUGGUUGUUCCUCGGUUUGUCCCGGAUGUCUACAAUGAGAGAAUUCUCUCCAUCGCUCCCGUGGGUAGCGAGAUUCUUCGGGUGAACAUUCAGGACACAGAUGCUAGCUCUCCCAGCAAUUUACCUGCUUUUACUCUGUCGGGAGAUCCUGCAUGCCUGACCUACUUCCAGAUUGAUGAAUUCACUGGUUCCUUCUCCCCGAGGACCAGCCUGUGGUCAAAUAAUCAGAGACCUUCCACCUACCGGUGUACCGUCACGGGCCGGGAUCGCGGAGUUCCGUCAAACGCAGCGAGCAACUCAGCCACUGUAACCAUCACGGUGAUCUACAACACGGCCCCAUUCUUCCGCCCAGAUUCCUACCCAGUCACGAUCGACAGGACAGUUAAUGAUGGUGAUCCAGUUAUGACUUAUUUGGCAAGAGACAACGACCAAGAUACUCCCUUCAACGUCACGACAGUUGACCUCAUCGGUGGGAACUCCAAUUUCUUUGGGUUGAAUCCUGUCAGCCGCCAAGUGGUUGUAUCAGAUGCUACUGGACUGGCUCUGGACCGGAACACAGCAUACUUUGUAACCCUCCGAGUGAGAGAUGGCGGCACCCCACCCUUGGAGAACACGGCAGCUGUUACUAUCACCGUCAACCGCAACCUGGAGUCUCCUGUGUGCAAUGCCAAUGCUCCUGUCAGGAUCGACUACACGCAGCCCCUCGGUGUUACUUUUGCCACUGUCACGGCCGUGGAUGGUGACACUCAGCCUCCCCUGAGCACAGUGACUUACUCCAUCAUCAAUCCGGGACCGGGCCAGGACUAUUUCCAGAUCAACCCCAGCACUGGAGCUGUCUCCCUGAAGGCUGCAAUACCCUCCAGUGGCUUCAGUGGUGUUCAGCUUAAUGUCCUUGCAAGUGACGGUGGCUUUCCCUCCAAUACUGCUACGUGCUCCCUGCUAAUCAGCGUGACCACAGAUGGCAGCACACUGGACUUCACGGCCAAUACCUUUGAUGCAAUAAUUGCUGAGACCUUCGAUGUCAAUGUGCCGUUCACAUCAGCAUCUGCAACCCCAACGGGCAACAUCACCUACAGCAUCAUUGGAACAGGCACUGGGCCUGAGUACUUUGACAUUGACACCACCACUGGUCGCAUUUUUGUGAAAAAAGAUCUCCGCCUGGAUGCGUCCAAGAAUACCCUGUACAUGCUUCGUCUGAAAGCAGAGAAAACAUUCGCCGUCACUACCCAGGAAGCUUUUGCUAUUGCUCGCAUUACUGUAAGGAGAAAUCUGAACAGACCUGUGCUGUCUCCGACUCUUUACGAGGAAGAAAUCAGCGAAGAUGCGUUCCUUGGAUCGUCUGUUGUCAGAGUGAAUGCCUCUGAUAAUGAUGGGGAUGUGUUGCUGUACACAAAGGUCCCGUCAACUGUAAAUCCAGACAGAGCAGAUUACUUCCAUGUAAGCAGAAGUACAGGUCUCGUCUCAGUCGCAAGACCACUGACCGGAAUCUCUUUCGACCUUGUGGAGUUUCAAGUGGUUGUGCGGGACCAGGCUUUUGUUGAGGAGAAGUCAGCCACAGCCACUGUCCGGAUUACCAUCACGAAGGACCGAACACCAGUGUUUAUUAACCCCAACCAGUAUCGUGCAUCCAUUAAUUACCAAGACCCAGCAACGACUUUUGUGUACCGAGUAUCAGCGGACGAUCCGGAUUUACAGGGCAAUCUCGUGUAUGAGGCCAACUGUGGGCUUUUGUCUGCCAACAGCUACUUCACUGUGGCUCAGGAUACGGGCAUUGUCACUGUGCGACAGCCUGUGGCUGCCGAUCGGGCUCUGUCCUAUGAGUUGUGUGUCAUCGCCUAUGACAACCUGCGGCCCAAUCUGAAGGCUACUUCUUCAGUGACCAUUAAUGUGAAUCGUAAUCCAAAUGAGCCACGGUUCACCCGCACCAACUAUGACACCACGAUUUAUGAGGAUUUAGAUGCUGGGACCUCCCUGUUCACCCUGGAAGCUGAAGAUUUGGAUGGGACUGAUGUGAACUUUGUCGUGAGCCGCUACUCCCCUGGCGACUGUAGUCUGUACUUCAAUCUCAACCCAGACACUGGAGUUGUCUCCACCACUGGAAACCUUGUGGACUCAAGGCCUGUUUCUUCAUGCGUGCUGGACUUCUCAGCCUCUGACUCGGGUAUUCCUCAAGCAAGCAGUACCAACUCAGCUAGAUCCACCAUCUCUUUUGUCCGUAAUGACUUCAAUCCCGCCUUCCCCACUCGCUCUUACACCAUCGUGGUGCCGGAGACAACUGCGCCAGGAUCUGUGCUCUUCAACGUCAAUGCCACCGAUCGUGAUGCUGGGGAAGAGAGAUUUGGCAGUUUCGAUUACUCUCUCCUUGGUGUGGCUCCCAUCUCUACACUGUUUUCAGUUGACUCUGCCUCAGGGGCCAUCUCCUUGACAAGCAGUCUUCAGACCAGCAACAUCAGUCCUUAUACCCUUCUGAUUGCUGCCAGUGACUUUGGAAAGCCGCGUCUGAGCGGGGGUGUUUCUGUCAUCAUCAACGUUCUGCGCAACCUGAACGACCCCGUCAUACGACCUGACCAGAGCAGUAUCAGCAGAGACGUGUUUGAAGAUGACCCCAUCACUAGUCCAAUCUUCACUUUCAGCGUUUUCGAUUCUGAUAGACCAGGCUCUCAGAGUGAAGUUGACUGGUCCAUAGUAUUUGCCAACACAGCCGAUCAAGGCUACUUUUCUGUGAAUGCAGCGGGCGAGGUCUACAUUGAUUAUCCUCUAUACAUGGACAUAAGUAACAAGCCGAGUUACACAUUCACAGUGGUUGCCAGCAACAAAGACAAUGCCAGCCGCUCUGAUUCCAUCAGCUGCACGGUGAAUGUCAUCCGUAAUGUGUUCCCACCUGAGUUCACAGAGCGCACCUACGUGGUACCAGACAUCAGCUACCUCGCCACAGUGGGCUCCUCCAUCCCAGCAAACAUACGGGCAAAUGACCAGGACACAGAUCCUCGCUACAGCACUCCAAGAUACGAGAUUAUUGACGACGCCCUGUACGCCAACUUCUUCAGCAUCAACCCAUCCACCGGUGCUUUGACACUGGCGCAGAGUCUCAGAUCACGCACGGAAGAUGAAUACAAGUUCUCCAUCCGGGCGGUAGAUGGUGGUACCCCACAACUCUCGGAUGUGGCUUCUGUACUAGUGCGCGUCAACCGGAACCAGCAAAGACCACAGUUCACUUCGCGCAACCAGACCAUACCCCUGGAUGAAGACCAGAUCCUUUCUAUCGUGGGCAGGGUUGUUGCCACUGACGGUGAUACUGGGGCCCCCUAUGGUGUCGUUGGAUACACUUUGCAAACACCUUCGACAUACUUCGCUGUGGACUACCGGUCUGGGAACAUUUACCUGAUCAGGCCACUUACUGAUCCUGCAACCCCUGACACUUUCACGCUCCAAGUACGGGCAUGUGACGAGGCUCCGACGCCGUUAUGCGCAGAGCCGGACAACUUUGUGUUCAUCACUGUGAACCGCAACAAUAACUCCCCGUACUUCGUGGCCAGCUCCACCACUGGAGCCUUCCCCUACGUCCGGCAGCUGACCAACGCCCCGUCCCAGGGAGACAUUGUGCUGGUGGCUGCAGCCAGGGACGACGAUCCAUCGGGUACCCGCUAUGGCCGGAUCUCCUUCUCUCUUAUUGGAGACGAUGGCUCGGAGGACGUAUUCUCCAUCAACCAGGCUGGCUCUAUCAGUCUGACCUCUCCUUUGAGCAGCAGCAGUCAGAACCCAUUGAGGCUCCGCAUCCGUGUUUGUGACGGUGGAAAUCUGUGUAACACCACCGUGGCCCUCCUUUACAUAGCCUCCAACCAGCGCCCGCCUGUUCUGACAGAGACCCGAUUUUCGACCACCAUCCCAGAGACCCUGUAUUACAGUGACCUCAUCUUUGACGUCAAUGCCACGGACCUUGAUCUCGUUGCGCCCAACAACCAGUUCUACUUUGAGUUGAGAGAGGGCAGCACCAAUGACGGAAGCCUCCAGUGUUUCAUCGUAGACUCAGUCAAUGGCUUUAUCUUUCCCCGAGCCAAUCUGAGGGAGUCCCCAUGUCUCGCUGACCGCUACUCUUUUGAGGUGGUGGCUAUAGACAGGGGUGUUCCAGCCCAGACCAGCAACCCAGCUCCCGUGGACAUCGCCAUUUACCGCAACACGAAUGCCCCCAGGUGGACUUCCUCUGUUUACAACUACACCAUUCAGUCGGAUAUUUCAGUUGGGGAUGUUCUUGGGCCGGGCAAUCCCACGGCGAGGGACAAUGAUCCAGUGAAUCGCUUUGGCACACUGAAAUAUUCCAUUCUCAAUGGAAAUGGAGUGCUGUACUUUGAAAUUCAGCAAGUGAACAACAACGAGGUGAAUGUGAGGGUGACCAAUGACAUCCCUGCAUCUUCCAAUCAACUCUACACUCUGGUGCUCCUGGUUCAAGAUGAUGGAUUGCCACCAAAGCAAGAUGUUACAACUGUAUACAUCAACAUCAACCGCAACCUGAACCCACCGUUCUUCACGCAGACUACCUACAGCUUUGUGGCCUAUGAGGAUGACCCAGUGGGAACCAAUAUCGGAACCAGACUCCUGGGAGACGAUAGGGAUGCUUUGGAACCUUGGAACUUGUAUUUCUUCCGGCUGACUCAGCUGAAUAGUUUCUUCACUUUAAGUAGAAAUGGCCAGCUGUCUACCUACAGAUCCCUGCAAGGGGGAACCGAAGGCAACUAUGUGAUGUCUGCCCAGAUUUACGAUGGAGGGUCACCAUCCCUGAAUGGUUCAGUGUUAGCCACCAUUGAUGUUACCGUGUACCGCAAUCAGAACUGCCCACAGUUUCAAAACCUGCCACGAGCUAUCAGCAUCACGGAGAAUACCACAGGGGUCAUUUACACAGUGACUGCAGACGACCAGGAUGUUAAUGAUCGGUACAACCGCACCUCCCUCAGACUGCUGAAUGACAAUAAUGUGGCUACGUACUUCAGCUUCAACCCUACCACUGGUGCUGUUUUGGUAACUCCUGCUUUAGAGCGACACACUGACAGAGUUUACGAGAUGAGGUUCGUUGCUGAUGAUGGCUACUGUCGGAACAUCCCUCAAGAGCUCCUGACUAUUAAUGUUGAGCGCAACCUCAGCCCUCCACGGUGGACCCAACUCAGUGAUAGAGUUGAAAUCCAGGAAGUUCAGUCUACUGGUGUGCGACUGUAUGACCUCAGUCUCAUUGCUCGGGACCCAGACACAGGGUUUGGUUCGGCUCUGCAAUUCUCUUUUGCCCCAAGUGGACCCAACCAAAACCUCGUCUUCUUGGACACGCGCGGCCAGGUGUUUUUGGCAAGGACUCUGUUGGGCACUACACAACCAGAGUACCAGGUCCAGUUUGUUCUGCAAGAUGAUGGGGGAUUCAGCAGUGGAGUUUUCACUCUGACCAUCGCAGUCAUCCGGAACCGUGCGCCGACCAUCUCACUUCCUUCGUCGACACUCACCUUGCUCAGCAAUAGUACCGUGGGAACAGAAUUGAUCAGGUGCACCGGUUCGGACCCAGACACUCAGAGUCCAUUCCGCGACCUGACCUACACAUUGCGGGGAGACGCCGUGGUGGAGGACAUUUUCCAAGUGAACUCCCAAAACUGCAUCUUGAGUCUACGUAGGCCUCUGACCACCAAUUCUGCCACCACUUACAGGCUCCAGAUUCAGGUACAGGAUGGAGGUUCCCCUCACCUGGGUGACUCCGAGGACCUUGUGAUCACCGUCAGUCGAAACCUGGAUACCCCUACCUUUACUCAGUUCAACUACCGAAGGAGCAUCCUGGAAACCAAACCCAUUGGAGAGAGCAUCGUGCAAGUCACUGCCCGAGACAACGACAACUUUGCGCCCAACAACAGAGUGAGGUAUUCCUUGUUCAAUCCAUCUCAAGACGUCGAUGACUACUUUGCCGUCAACCCAAAUACCGGUGACUUAUACUGCAAGCGAUGGCAGGUGGAUUACCCAGACCGUACUGUCACGUCAUUCAGGGUUCAGAUAACGGCCUCAGAUCAGGGCGUACCUCCCAACGCAGCCCAGCAACCGACCUCUGUCAUUGUUGACGUGGUGCGAAAUCAGCCACCGUUUUUCCAGAACACUGGCAACUAUGUGGCUAACAUCGACGAGACUUUGUCUGGAGGCAGCUUCGUCUACAGAGUCACGGCAGGGGACACCGACUCUGUGAUCCCGUUCAAUCAAACCACCCUACAUAUCCGAGGGGAUGGCAGUGCUAGUUCACUUUUCGAAAUUGCUCAGGAUGGCAGCAUCACCUUACGCAACAACGCGAACCUAGAUACUGCACAAGAGACAAGCUACUCUGUGCGGGUGGAAGUGAAGGAUGGUGGUAUCCCUCCUCUGAGUGCUGAGGCCUUUGUGGUGGUAAAUGUUAAGCGGAACUUCUUUGCGCCUGUCAUCAACGAUGCCAGAACAAGUGUCUCCUUCAACGCUGUCCCCGGUAUUGCAGUCUUGCAGCUUUCGGCAACUGAUGAUGAUUUAACGGGCCCUGAAGGGACAGUUCGCUACGAGCUGGUGAGCGGUGAUCAGUUCAAUGGCGAGUCUUACUUCUACCUCGAGUCGGAGACAGGUUUCCUUAGACUCUCCAGGAAUGAAAACUUGCAGAAUGCUCCUGACUUUUCGCUGCUGGUGCGGGCCUACGACCUGGGCACUCCUUCUCUCUCGGACACAGCCACCAUCACGGUCACCGUGACCAAGGUGGACUCGCCUCUCUCGGUGCAGAACUACAACUACACUAUCAACGAGAAUCUCUCUGCAGGGAAUGAUAUCGGAAGAGUGGUAGCCAACCCCAGCAACUCUGUGGUGUACAAUCUUUUGGGCUACCCCCCCUCGUCCAACUUCUUUGAUGUCGAUGCCACAGGAAAAAUCACCUUGGUCAGAAGCAUUGCAGACGAAGAGCUCUUAUCUUACACCUUGGUUGUCCGUGCUACAAGAACCACGUCGGUAACUACCCAGACAGCAGAGUCUGUGGUGACCAUCACUGUGAACAGAAACCUGAACAGGCCAAUCUUUGGUCCCGACCGCUAUGAGAUUGAUGUCCAAGACACCACGGACGUUGGCACUAUCCUCCUCACUGUUUUUGCCCAGGAUGGGGAUGCGGGUGAUGUUGUCGAGUUCAACUUUGUGCCGGGCUCUGGUGACUUCACACCUUUCUUCGUCCAUCCUAGAACCGGCAAUCUUUCUCUCACUCAAAGCUUGGUCGGAACGACUGUCAGGAGAUACGCAUUCCAAGUUCAGGCUCGUGAUAACAGCCGUCCAGAGAAGUUUGCCGCCAUCCCUGCUACUGUCAUUAUCAACAUCUUGGGAGACAACGUCGCGCCUGUGUUCACUCGAUUCACCUACACUGGAAACAUUACAGAAGCUUACUCUAACGGGGAUUUGGUUGUGACUGUCACAGCUUCCGAUAGAGAUCUCCGGGGCGCUCUUCAAGUUGAAAUGAAUCCAAAUAGUGGCCUUGGCAGUGGCAGUGGACUUUUUACAGUGAGCAAUUUGAGGCCUGCUUCAUCAACCUCUGUGACUGCAGAUGUCGUUGUUACAGACAUGAACUACCUGAGAUAUGACGAAUUCAACGAGGUCUACGAAAUGGAACUGGUUGCUUAUGACUCUGCCUACCCUACUGUCCGGGCCACGGCUACAGUGGCCACAAUGGUGGUUCGCAAUUUGAACAAUCCUUUGUUCAACGUGACCACUCCUCCUGGGCGCUAUGAAACUGUCAUCUUUUACAACAAGGAAGUGGGAUCUGUGAUCUUCAACAACAUCGGUGCCACAGAUGCUGAUGGUGAUAAGCUUCGCUAUUCAAUUGUUGGCAAUGCUCAAGCCCAGAGAUACUAUGACAUACACCCGGACACAGCUGUUAUUACCCUGCGCAACUCCCUGGUGCCUUCCUCUCAGAUUCGUGAUGAGAUUCUACUUAGGGUGUCUGAUCUGAGGAUCCCCGAUAGAACUGCUACGGCUACUGCAGUUGUGAACAUAAUCCGUGACUCCAGGGAUCCUGUAUUCAUCAACAUGCCAAGAUCCCAGGCUUUGGGCAUACGGGAUUCACCCAGCAACGGGAUCGCCACUGUGGCGGGAAAUGAUGACGACAUCCAGGGCAAUCUGGUGUAUGAGCUGGUGGAAGGCUACGCCAAUUUCUUCAGCAUUUCCCAGUCGGGAGUGGGCAACAACGCCGUGGCACAAGUGAACCUGGACAGAGACCUGCGGGAGGAUGCACUGCGCCAGCUGGAAUAUCCGCUCAAAUUCCGCCUGUAUGACUCCACCUUCCCCGAUAAUUUUGUGGAGAGUGUCCUAACGUUCACCGUGGACCGUAACCCCAACACGCCGCGGUGCCAGGACUCAGGCCUAAAUCUUCCGCUGGACAUAAAUGCUGAAAUCAACACAGUUGUGGCCAGAGUUCUUGCACUGGAUGCUGAUGGGGAUACCAUACUGUAUGAGUUUGACACAAACAACCUGGACCCCAUUGAUCAAGAAUAUUUCUAUGUUGACCCAAGGAAUGGAGAAAUAAAACUGAUCAAGCCACUGACCAACGCCCAGAUUUUCACAUUUGGUGUGAUAGCCAGUGACCAAGGCUUCCCUCUCCCCAAAGUUUGCACCACAACUGUACGCUUCUCCGUGCAAGCAGAUAUGGCACCGUUCUUUGACCCCAGUGUCAACCAGAUUUGGUCUUUGAGAGAAGAUGCUUUUGCCACCGGUCAAACGUUCACCGUGUUCGGAAGAGACAAUGACAGACAGGGAAACCUCACUUACAACAUAGUUGGACGCUACGACAGCACCCGGAUCUUCACGGUGAGACGCGCCAAUGUCAGUCCGGACAGCUCGGGGUUGAUCAGUCUCCAGGAUAGCCUACGUCUCAACCCAGACACUAGAUACGAGAUCGUGGUGACCGUGUAUGACAGUGCCAGACCUCAGACCAGUGGCACUGUCACAGUGACCGUUGACGUGACCCGAAACCCAGACGGGCCGGUGUUUGUGCGAAGAAACUACAACGCUACCUUCCAUGAAAAGGAACCUGUCGGCUACAGAGUGCUCAACAUCUCGGCACCAGACCAGGAUGGGGAUGUGGUGUACUACAGUUUGGUCAGAACAGGGGUGUCCCAGAAGCCGCUGGAAUAUUUUGACAUCCAUCCUCUGACCGGCCAAAUCACCGUCAUCAAGUCCUUGGAGGAGGAUCCGCUGAAAGAGGAGACAUUUGUGUUGAGAGUAAGAGCUGAGGACAAUCGCGCUUCAAGCAUCAGGAAGACGGACCUGGCAACAGUGACAAUCACCGUUCUGCGAGACUCUUUUCCUCCAGAGUUCAUAAAUGAUCCAUAUCUGCUGAAUCAAAUCUCAGAGCUGCUCGAUCCUGGCGUGAUCAUCUAUACCCAAGUCAGCGCGCGUGAUCGGGAUCAAAGGGGUGAACUUGUGAUUGAGAAAAUAGCCAACACAUCUGCUGCCUACUUUUUCAAUGUUGAUCGCCAAAAUGGAUCAAUCUCCAUUGCCAACAGUCUGCUGUCAGGAGUGCUCCAAAUUUACACGCUUUACCUGCGGACUUAUGACACGGCAUAUCCGAAUGUGAUGGACAUUGCUGUUGUCAGGAUUCCUGUAGCCAGGAAUGAGUACGCUCCGCAGUUCGUUGGGGAUUUGGCUUUCACCAUCAACGAGACCGAACCGGUUGGCAAACGUGUUUUCACUGUGCAAGCAACAGACCGAAAUCAAGGGGACAUUGUGACCUUCUCUGCCUCUGGCGCGGCCGACACACUGCGCCUGUUUGAGCUCCUCCCUUCAGGAGGCAUCCUUGUCAGGCAAUCCUUGCUUGCUCUGCAACAGAGCGUGUACACGAUGAAUGUAAUUGCCAGUGACAACGGAGUCCCUCAGCAGUCCAGCAGGGUUAAUGUCAUCAUCACCAUCAUUGGAUAUCCCGGGGCUCCCGUCCUGGGACCGGCCCAAUGCCGGGACACAAUCAGUGAGAACAGGCCCCUGGGACCCAUCAACGUGGCUAUCACUGAGAACGACCCCAAUAAACUGGGUCCUAUCGCUUAUGAAAUUGUUGGCACCUACCCAGCUCAAGAGUUCUUCAGCGUGGACAGCAAUGGUGUGAUAAGUCUCGUGAGGAAUCUCAGGACCAGUGCGAUAAGGGACACCGUAUUCACGCUCGUUGUGAAAGGCUACGACACAAGACGCCCCAACAGAGAGAGCCAAAUCUCGUGUAGCUUCACGGUCUUACGCAACCAGAACAGUCCUUCCUGGAGCAUGCCUGGUUUCUCCGUCUCCAUUGAUGAUGAGCAUCCCGUGCUGGGUCUUGUGUUCAAUGUGACCGCCGUUGACACUGAUCCCAACGAUGAGAUCUCGUACAGCAUCCUGAGUGAACAGGCUCGUGGCUUGGUGGCUGGCCCAGCUCAGUACUUCUUCAUUGACUCAACCACCGGGGAGGUCUUACUCAGACGCUCUUUGAAGGGGACAAGCAUCAAUCAGUUCACACUCCGAAUUCAGGCUUGUGACAAUGGCUCCCCCGCCAAGUGCAUUGACAGGGACUUCACAAUUAAUGUGAACUCAGUGAUUGGCGCCCUCCCUCGAUUUCCUCGAGACUACUCUAUUCAGAUCAAUGACACCAAAUUAGCAGGAGACUUUGUCAUCAAAGUGGCUGCUGUAGACACUGACCUGACCCCUGGAAAUUCCUUGGUGUACCAAAUGCGACCUCCCCCACCAGCAUACUUUGUGAUCGACUCUGCCUCGGGAGAUAUCACACUGGCCAAGUCAUUGUUCUAUGAUGAUUUGACGUCGUAUCAGUUUGAGGUGGCAGCCUACGACCCCGCCAGACCCCUGGAGGUGGGCGUAGGAAAAGUGACUGUCUUUGUCAACCGCAAUCCGUCUGGCCCGAGCUGCACUCAGAAUCUUUUCCAGAUUAGGAUAUCGGAAUACCAAACGGUGCCUUCGAACAUUGGAACGGUCUCGGUACAGCAGGAAGAUUCGGACCCAGUGGCGUUCAGCAUCCUCUCAGUUGACCCGCCAGUGCAGAAUGACACGAACGUCAUCUUCUUCCUGCAGCCAAGAACAGGGCAACUUUGGCUGUUCCAGUCAUUGGAGGGAAGCAGCAUCCCCCGCUACAAUCUCAGGAUACGCGUGAGCGAUCAGCGUGUUGUUGCAGAGAAGGCGAACGACUGCAGUAUUGAAGUCAUCGUUGAUCUUGACAGCGCACCAUACUUUAUUGGAGCCAGUCCAGACAGGACAGUGAAUGAAUCUCAGCCCAUUGGUGGAAUCACCACUGUGACUGCUCGGGAUGAUGAUCUUAAGGGUGUCUUGACCUACGAACUGGUUGGAGAAUAUCCAGCUCUUAGCUUUUUCAGAAUUGAUUCAAAUGGGAAUAUUUUCCUUUUUGCCUCAUUGCGCUCCGACAGCCGAAACCUGAAUGUGUACACGCUGAAAGUAAGAGUUUAUGACAGCAAUUUCCCCCAACGUUACAUAGAACGUGAUGUCCUGAUUACGGUACGCCGCAACCCCAAUGCUCCAGUGUUUGACCGUUCCCGGUACAGAGUCACCAUUGAUGAAACAAUUCCUCCAUCAUCGUCUGUUGUCCAGCUCACUGCUACUGACUCGGACAAUGAUCCUCUGACGUAUACAAUUGUUUCUGCUUCUACGAAUGGAGGUGACUUGUUCUUCUUGGUGAAUGACACCAUCUACACCAAGGCGGUCCUGACGAGCAACACAAGGGAUACUUAUACGAACCGAAUCAAGUAUGAGCUGAGUGCGGCACAGAAUGUCAACUUCUUUGUGAUCGACAGAGACACCGGAGCCAUCACUUUGGCCAGAAAUCUGACUCUUGACCCAAACAGAGCCUCAUUCUACACCGUGGAGCUGUACGCUUUUGAUGAGCAAAACCCAGAUCUUCGAGGCAAAUCCUACGCUGUGAUCAAUGUGAACCACAACCCGAACACCCCAGCCUUCACUGUUACUGGUACCUACCGGGAGACGAUUAGUGAGUACUUCCCUCGCGGUAACACUGUGCUCACCGUGGAAGCCAGGGAUGGAGAUAAUGACACUGUCAGAUAUUACAUUCAGCCUAACACAGACGGCCAGAUUGCCAUGCAGUACUUCUCCAUCAGCCCAGUGAGCGGAAGUAUCAAAGCUGUCGGAGAUCUCACGCAAGCCCCUCGCAACGUGUAUCGGUUCUCUGUGACAGCCUACGACGAUGGGGCGCCUGUGAGAUCUAGACAGGCUUCUGUUGAGAUCACGAUCACCAGAGAUCAGUUUGCACCAGCCUGCACAAAUACUGGCGCCGCCUCUAUCAACGAGAAUUCUGGUGUGAAUGCCACGUUGCCUUUCUUCACCUUCACAGCUUUUGACCAAGACGACAGUACCAGCACAUUUGUCUUUGGACCCACUGGGAACAGCAUUGCAAGGUCUUUCUUCCGUGUGAAUCAAAAGGGCCAAGUGUUUGUGAAUGUCCCGCUCACCUUGACAGAUUUGAGAUCAUUCCAGCUGGAAGCAGAGGUGUACUCAGCAGGCUUCCCGAGAAACCUUGGCUACUGCUCCAUAACCGUCUCUGUGAACCGCAACCUGAACAUCCCAGUCUUUAACCAGACCAACCUACGAGUGUCUGUGUUUGAGUUCCAGCCCGCUGGUUAUGAAGUGGCCCAGCUGUCUGCCCAAGAUGCUGAUGGAGAUGCCCUGCGGUACUACCUGGCUGCCGGUGGAAAUAUCCAAAACCUUUUUGAAGUGGAUGACUUGUCUGGAAGGUUGACAAUUCGUAAGCCUCUUUCCCAGGAUUUAACAAAUCAAUAUGAGAUCAAAGUUCUUGCCUCGGACAGAGGCACCCCGGAGAGGGUGGGAACAGCGACGGUGACAGUCUCAGUUGAAAGGGACUCUCCUCCAGAGUUUUCCAAUCUGCCUGCAAAGAUCCAGCUUGAUGAGUCGGACACCAGUGGCAAGCUCGUUGUGAAUGUUACCGCCUUCGACAGAAAUUUGAUUCAACAAAUAAGAUAUGGAAUAUCAGGCCAGGGGUCCGCUCCUUCUAUCUUUGUGAUCAACCCGGUCACUGGCGAAGUCACCCUACGGCGGGACCUCUUCUCAACUGUAGACACUACUUACAACCUUGAUGUGUACGCGUUUGACUCGGGACUGUCUAACAUCAGGACCACAAACACUAUCUCGAUCGACGUGGUCAGGAAUCAGUUUCCCCCUGUUUUUGAGAACACGCCAUACAGGUACAGUGUCAAUGUGGACUCAGCAACACUCGGCUCUGUCAUCGGCUCCACCAUUACUGCCUCGGACCGUGAUGGGGACAUCCCGUUCUACACCAUGGAAGCGAUUGACAAUAGUGCCCAGUACAUCCUGCUGAACAGAAACUCUGGGGUCCUCUAUCUCAUCGAUGAUCUCAGCAAGCUGCAGAGCACUCAGACGUCCUUUGUUUUCACGGUGGUUGCAACAGAUCGGCCAGUGAAUGGAAAAAUCGUCAGGCAGCAAGUUGUCGUUUCCUUGGUCCGCGACACGACACCUCCGACCUUCCCAGGGGCGCCUUACACCGUGACCAUCCCCGAGACACAGCCGGUGUCCUCUGUCAUCCUCAACACCAUCAGGGCCACGGAUACAGAUCCACAGGGUACAAUGACCUAUGAACUGACUGGCAUUUAUCCUGGAACUAACUUCUUUUCGAUCAAUUCCACUAACGGCCAGCUGAGAGUCUCUCAAGACCUCAGGAGGGAUUCCCUUGCAACUCCCCAGUACCUGCUGAGGGUGGUUGCCUAUGGAAGUAACCUGCCCAGUUCCCAGGGGACGUCCACCGUGACCGUGUUUGUGACCCGUAACCCCAGCCGUCCUCAGUUCAACUCGCCCGUCCGGGUGACCGUACAGGAGACCCGCAAUCCGGGUUAUGAAGUGACCAAUAUCACUGCAUUUGACGCGGACGGGGAUCGCAUGGUUUACCGCCUGACAAGGGAUCUGGAUGGUAAGGAUGGUCUGACCUACUUUUUCAUGGACCCUCAGUCUGGAGUGGUCAAGGUGCAGAGCCCGCUCACCAAUACCCCGGAGAACUCCUUCAGGCUGGAAGUUCAAGUGACUGACAGUGGCAAUCCACCAAAGACGACCACCGGGGAACUGGCCAUCACCAUAACCCGUAUCGCCCGACCCACUUUCUCCAGCGGUGGCUUUUCAACAACUGUGGAAGAAAACAGACCAGUUGGUGAAUCUGUCUACACGUUGACUGCUAACAAUCCAAACGUUCCGAAUAAUUUGAGGUAUGAGGUGGUUGGAGAUGGUUUUGCGCCAUACCUCUUCAGUAUUGAUGAACAGACUGGACUGGUGUCUGUCAGGAACAACUUAACCGACUUCAAGGAGUUGCAGUACACGCUGGUGGUCAACGCUUACGAUGCUGCGUACCCGUCCUACACCGGACAGACCAGGCUUCGUAUCACCGUGACCCGCAAUAACAACGGCCCAGUUUUCACUCAGCGCAUCUAUCCUGCAAAUGUCAAUUCGAACACACCUGUGUUCAGUAACUUGGUCACAGUCAUUGCUGAAGACAGAGUGGAUGGAGACAGCAUCACGUACCGCAUCGCUGGGCCUCAGUCAUGUCUCAACAACUAUCGCCUCAUGCCCACUAGCGGACAGUUUAUUCUGACAGCCGAACCGGCCACUCUGGCGUCAGGCACAAUUAACUGCAAUAUUGUGGCCACUGACAAUGGGUUCCCGACUCCCCAAACCAGCUCAGCCAUCGUCCGAGUCAGUGUGGCAACGGAGCAAGCUCCUGGUUUCGGUGGUCCUUACACAGGUCGAGUUGAUGAAAAGGACCCACUUGGCACAUUCGUAACCCAAGUGGUGGCAACAAAGCGACCUUUUGUGGGCCGUGUGCAGUACACGCUGAAGGGUGUAUACCCGGCCGAUACCUUCUUCCAAGUGAAUCCCGAUGACGGUCGCAUCACUAUCAGCAGGGACCUGCGUCUUGACCCCGCCAUGUCCACAGAGUACAACCUGAGGGUCUGCGCCGUGGACUCAGCCUUCCCGACCCUGGAGUCUUGCACCACUGUCCGUGUUCUUGUCGACCGCAACGAGUUUGGGCCCCAGUUUACCCCAGACAACCUGCGUCUGACCCUGCCUGUGGACACUGACCCCACCUCUUGGUCUCGCAUCCUGAAUGUGACGGAUCCAGACAGCAGCGCUUUGACCUGUGGCAUCAUCGCCAACGUAAAGGCGCAGGAAUACUUCCAGGUGGACAGGGACACUUGCGUGUUGUCUUUGAGGAGGCCAUUGACAGAUGACCCAGACAGGACCACUACUUAUCUGGUUGACAUCCAAGCUACUGACAAUGGCGCUGACCCUAAGAGGACCACCACGCGUGUGACAGUCAAUGUCCCGAGGGAUUUGUUCAAUCCAGAUAUUACCAAUCUGGAUCAGACUGUCCAAAUAGCAGAAAGCAUCCAGAAAGGCAUUCAAGUCUUCCGAGGAACUCCUGAAGAUAGAGAUCGCCAGGGCACACUGGUGUGCGAGAUGGCUGCCACGCCCCCUGCCUCCAUCUACUUCCAAGUGAUGGAUGACUGUCGGGUCAUGGUGCGCAACAGCCCCAGAUUUGACACCUCUACACAGUACAUUAUUCCCAUCCAAGUGUACGACUCAUUCUGGCCCAACAACAGGGUGACCAAGACACUGACCGUGCGGAUGAUCCGCAAUCCAAACUUCCCGGUCUUUACGGGCUCCAGAGUGGCCACGAUCGACGACGAUACUCCCAUUGGCACCACUGUGCUCAAACUGGCUGCCACAGAUAAUGACAAUGAUGUUGUCACUUUCAGCAAGGUCAAUCCCAGUGACCCUCAAGGCAGCAACUUCUUUGUGGUUGACAAUGGUGAUGUCAUUCUAGUUGCUGGCCUUUCCGGGGCUGCAUCGUACAGGUUCAACGUGCAAGCCUCUGACAACCGGAGUCCACCAAAGACUGCCUCUGCAGCCGUGACUAUCAACGUCAGAGAUGUGACUUUCUCACCAGAGUGGGUCAAUGCUCCGUUCUCAACCUCCAUGAACAUCAAUCAGAACCGAAACUCGCCCGUCAAUGCAAAUAUCCUGGCCAGGAAGCAGAAUACUGUUGACAAGAUUCGGUACAGGAUCACCGGAGCCGCCCCAGCCGCCGCCCGCAGCUUGUUCUCUAUUAACCCCCGCACGGGUGUGCUCACUCUCAUGGAGGACCUGGUCACCAGCUCUGUCACCUCCACGCGCUCCAGCAUUGUGCUCUUUGUGGAGGCAUUUGAUGAAAGUGUGCCCGAUGAAGUGAUUGGAAGCUACGUCUCCAUCAAUUUCAUUCGUAACAUAGAGGGACCAAUUUUCCCCAGCACCUCGCUGACAUCUUUCAUUUAUGAUUAUGCUGCCCCAGGGACUGUGGUCAACACCGUCACUGCGAGUGAUAGUGACCCACUGCCACCAGAGAACCAGAUCUACUACUCCCUGGCAAGUGGAAGAGAUGCCAAUGAGUAUUUCAUGGUGGACACAUUCACAGGUGUGGUCACUGUCAAGAAAAUGGUCUCUCUGGAUUCAGCGAAGCCGAACCCUUACCUUGUGUACAUCGUAGCAAAGGACGGAAGUUUGAACCCGCUGUCUGCAACUGCCACACUCACUGUCAACGUCAGACGCAACCGUCCUCCCAAGUUCCAGUUGGACAAAUAUGAUGCCCCCACUGUUGACACGGUUGACAUCUUUUCCACGAUCAUAGUGGCAUCUGCUACCGACCCCGAUGAGGAGAAUCCGAAUGUGCCAAAUGGAGAACUCAAGUACUACAUUGAUGACACCAACGCUGCUCAAAUCUUCACCAUUAGCAGCGCUGGAGAGAUAUCGGCUCGUCGCAGCUUGGAAAAUCUUCCCCAGUCUACCUACACUUUUGGUGUGAGAGUAGAAGACGGUGGCACGCCCAAAUUGUCGGACACAGCCCAAGUGGUUGUCACAAUCAGCAAGAGUCCAGGGCUCUCCUUCAUACCCGCGCAAGUGACGUACUCACGAGACGAAACUGUCCCUGUUGGGAAUGAGAUUGAAGUCAGCGUGGCCAAUGAUGGUGGCUCCAAUGCAAAGAUUGUGUACGAGAUUCGAGGAGAUGGUGAUGCCAGCAAAUACUUUGCCAUCAAUCCAGACACAGGCCGCGUGACCGUGAAUGCUCCACUGACAGAUGACAAGACAAAGGUUUUGUCGUACUUGAUUCGUGUUCGGGCAUACAGAGAGAACGACCCAAGAGUGGAAGCGUUUAAAGAAAUCACGGUGCUUGUGGACAGAAACCCCACCAAGCCUAAGUUCUCAAAGAACCGCUAUGAAUUUAUCAUCCCAGAGGACCAACAACUCGGAAAGGUGUUUGGAGCAGUCGCUGCAACAGAUCCUGACUCGGGCACUGCUGGAAUCCUGACCUACACUGUCAGCCAGUCGGCCAACAGCCCUCUGCGAGCAUACUUGUACUUCUACAUGAAUCCCAACAACGGCAACAUAUCUGUGUCUCGCAGCUUGCUCGAUGACCGAAGUGUGAGGAAUUUCUCUUUCCCCGUCAACGUGAGAGACAACGGCUCGCCCCAAGAGGAGGCCACGGCCACCGUGAUAGUGUUUGUUCAGAGGAACAUCAACCCGCCGGUGUUCCGACCCAGCGACAGCUACAGCGUCACCAUUGAUGAAAAUUUCCCCGUCGGAGGGUCCAUCAUUGACCUCAACGCCACGGACGCGGACGGAGAAAUUGUGACCUACAAACUGGGGCAGAGACAGCUGGGCAGCUUGUACUUCCAAAUUGAUCCCAACUCCGGCUUGAUUACUCUCAAGGUGUCUGUCCUGAGGACUUCAGACACAGUGUUUUCUCUGACUGUAACAGCCUCUGACAACCAAGCCUCAGAGAGGACUGCCAAUGCCUACGUGACUGUCAACGUGAGGAGGAACCCCAAUGGGCCCGUCUUCGGCCAAAGGCAGUACAAUGUGAACAUCUCAGAAUACCAAGAACUGAACAAAGCUUUUGAGACUGUCGUGGCUACUGAUAAUGACCCUCCUGAGAGUGACAGUGGCCGAGUGCAGUACUCCAUCCUGAACCAGACCGCGGUGCGACCAAGUCGUCCUCAGGACUUCGACAACGAUUUCUUCACUAUUGGCACCAACAACGGAAUGCUCUACCUCAGCCAACCCCUCACCGUCCCCGAAGCUGCUGAUGUCUAUGAUAUCUACGUCAGGGCCCAAGACAGCGCAGUGACUCCCAAGAGCGAUGUGGCGAGAGUCACGGUGAGGAUCCAGCGUAAUCAGUACGCCCCAGUCUUCUCAGCGACUGAGUACAACGAAACCAUCCCGGAGAACUUUGCCAUCAACCGUGAGAUCCUCAAAGUCCAAGCGACAGAUGCAGACACAUCUAUCGAACUGAACCGUGGAACUCCUAAUGUUGAGAUUGAAUAUGAACUGAGAGACAUCGGCACUGACAGGGACACACGCUUCUUUGGAAUCACCGAAGACGGAAGCAUCUACAAGAAACAACACUCUGAUAAGGAUGAAAUUGGAUCGGAAACAUUUGAUUUUCUAGUGGUUGCUCGCGACAAGAACUGGAAGAGAGACAAGUUCAGCGAGGUGCCUGUUGCCAUCACCAUUGAUUACUACAGAAGUGAGGAGGGAGACCUAGGCUUCAUUCAGCCUGUCUACAUCCUGAGCAUCCCCGAAAACACAAAGGUGGGUACAGAGAUCCUCUUCAUGGAUGUGGAAAACCAGGGAGACAACUCUGUCAUCUGCAGGAUCAUCAACAAUGUUGAUAAGUUCAAUGCUGAGCCCCGUGAUUCUGACAAGAACUGUGCGCUGAGGGUCAACGCUGGUCUGGACAGAGAAGAGGUUGCCAGAUACGACUUCAAUGUCACCGUGGCUGCCCGGCCAACCAGUGGACCCGUGCGCAAGAAGAGGCAGGCAACGGCAAAUGUUUUAAAAUUGAAUACUUGGUCCAACGCCCGUGUUGUGAUCGAAAUUGAGGAUGUGAACGACAACUCUCCCAAGUGGGUGCUGAUGCCGUACCCAGCUGACGACACGGACCCAGGCGAUGGCACACGAGGCAUCUUCAUAGCCGCCGUCGAUGUUACUGCCCCAUCAGAGACCCUGGUCACUCAGCUCUCGGCCACAGACAUUGACGCAGGCUUGAACGGUGAAAUCAUCUACAAGGUGGGCCCGAAUUCCCACUUCGAUAUCGACAACCUGGAUGGCAAGUUGUUCACUACCAGUGAAUUCCUCGAGCCUGAUCUGUCCAAACGCAUCAUGCCGUAUGAACUGAACGUAGAAGCCAGGGACCGAGGUGUUGGGCAGAAUGGUUACAAUUUCAACCAGACUAAGUGCUACGUGAAUCUUAUUCGACAAGUGAACAGAUUUGUGCUGGUGUUGGAGGAUGUGAACAUGGCAGAUGUCGUCGCUGAAAGGGAGAAGUACCGCAUAAACAUCCAAAAUGCCAUUGGUUAUGUGGUCCUUAUCGAGAAAAUUGAGGCUAAAAGAACGGAGAGUAUUCGAAACGGAAUACAGAUUCAACAGCAGUCGACUGAUUUGACUUUUGUGGUUGCCCUGCCCCGAGAGCCUUACACCUUGCUCAAUGUAACCAGCCCGUUUGCUCAAGACAACAUUUUGUCUGGUAACGGACCAGCAACCAUCAAAACUGCCAUUAGCGACAACAUCGGAGCGACCGUGGAGACUGUCCGUCUGCCCUUUGACCAGACGCUCAUUGUUGUCAACGAAGUGCGCGCCAAAUCCUACAUCUGGUGGAUGGAUGACCCAUGGGCAGCCCUCAUUGCUCUGGCGGCCAUUAUCAUUCUCCUCGCCAUCGUCGGCAUCAUCGUCAUCAUUUUCACUCAUUCCAGGUACAUGAAGUUCAUUCAUCAAUAUCGUGCAUACCAAAGCACUUAUGACAACCCCGAUUUUGCUGAGCCGCCGGGCUUCCUGAGAGAGUAUGAAACCCAGAGUCUCAACAUGUACGUGCCUCCUGAGGCAGUCCCUGACUAUGGAGAAGUGCGCAUGACCUUGGACGAAGGUGGCGUAGAGCAUGUCACCCACACAGGUCAUGACCCCAGGGUCGCCGCUGCGGUCAACCCCAUCUACCAAGGGGACUCCGGCCAGCAACUGGAGCAUGCGGAAGCCAAACCAGACAGCAUGACCAUGCUGUAAACAAAGUCUGUGAUGGAUGAAACAGCAUCAACUUCCUUCUACUUGGAGCCAGAUUUGCCAACUAUCUGCGUUUUCGUUUUCUCAUUUUUUUGACAUAUCAACAGAAACAACCUUGCCACCAAACCUUGAUGUCAUUUCCAAAGUUUUUUCACCAUAGCCUUCUUCCCUCAUAUUACUCUUUUCUUCUUUUAUUUGCUUUUCAGCUACAGCACAGAAUUAUUGAAAACUAUUUUAGAGUAGUGUAUUAGUUUAUUAGCAGUGGCAGCUUCCUGAAACACUGCUUGUUAAUGUGUAUACCGGUUCUCUCCUGUUUUUGCUUUUAUUAUUACCUAAAAUCAAAUCUUAUUGUUUGAAGUGAGGAUUUUUACCGGAGCCUCCUGAAAGACCAUGUUGAAAACUGACUUUCUAACAUUCCAAGUGUGCCUGUAGUUACUUUUCUUUUACUUAUUAUAGUUUUUCUUUUUUUUUGUGUCUGGUGCUACGUGAUUGUUUCUCGGUCAAAUGGACAGAGGGAGUUUUGAGCAAAAGAGUAAUUCUGUCAUUCUGUCCAUCCCAUUAUAUUAUAUCCCCAAGCGUUUUGAACUAAUGAGUAAAGCCUGUUGUAACAAUGAGAGUGUCUUAUACCAAAUACUGUUUGCCUUUCCCCCUUGUAAAUGUAAAAUUUCUAACAGAAGAAAGAAUCGGUUUACGUGUUGUCAGAUGUGAGUGCGACUCUUAUGAAAAUCAGUUAGCUACUGUAAGUGCCAACCGUUUGACGAUGAGUAAUUAAUAAUAUAUGAUAUGAUGUGCACUACCGCAAAUUUUUCCCAUGCAUAUAUAAAGGUGGUGUGUCACGCCAAUAUUGAACAGAACUAUAUUAUUGUCUUAUUGCGAGCUCUUGUGACACGCCAUACCUCUGUGCAUACCUGUUUCUCUUGUUGAAAUGAUUAUAUUAUUUUAUCUAUCUGUGAGAAUUCACUUCCGUAUACAUACACUCUGUGGGUGAAGCAAGCCAAGAUUCUCUCCCCGUGGCCUCCUCAUUAUUCCCGUGAUAGAAGUACUUACAGACUUGUCUCAUCUCUACUGCUACAUCGCUGCUCUAUGAAAUGCAUGAUACAUUUAUUUAUCCUCAUCUUCUUGUUAUUUCCUGCGGAAUUGUUACUUAUACCAAAAUGUUUUAUAAAAUUUUUGGCGAGACUGUUAUUUAUUGUUAAUAAUAUAAUGAUUUUCUUUAUUUACACAUGAAAGAAAAUGGAAUUUAUGUACUUAAUUUUUUAAAAUUUGGGUUAGAUCCAUUCUUAAUAAUUUUUUGUUUUGGUGGGAUUUAUUAUUUUUAAAAGUCUGUACAAACAAAUUGUAUGAGAAUGUGGAAAGUGAACCUUUUGGCUUCCAGUACUUCAAUAUCUCUGUACCGUAACGUUUGUCCCAUGAACUAUAGAUUUUGUAACUUUUUUUUUUUUUUACACAAAAUUAUAUAUAAUAAAAUGUUUAUUUCUUAC